CGCGCGGGGCAUGAAUGCAUUCGUUUGUGUGUUUUAUUUGGUUCAAAUUGUUUUUCUUUUGUGAGUUCUGCGACUUUGUAAAGGAAUUUUUGGAAGGAGGUGAAGAGAGAUGAGACUUAUUUGAAAGACUGCUAAAAAAAGGGAUUCCAAGUGCCACAAACAUGAGUGGUACGGUUGACAGAAGACGCGACACCAACGGUGAAUUGGUUAUCGACAAUGUCCUCAGCACACAACCCGAAUUAGGACCCAGUAUUCCCGACGGCGGUUAUGGGUGGUUCGUGUUUUUCAUAACUUUGUUUUUUCAGCUCAUGAUACCUAGUCUGUUAGUAAGCUUCGGAUUAUUUUUGGCAUUUUCCCGAAUGAAAUCCGACAUAAUUGAAAGUAAAGAUCCAAAAUUAUGGGACCAUCAACUUCUACACGUGCCUUUGUUUUUUGUUGCUAGUUGGACGUUUUUUGAUCCAACGAGUCGAAAAUUUAUUUCCCAAAGCACUUGGCCAAAACUGUUUGCUACAGCUGGCACUUGCCUCAUAUGCUCGGGUUUACUUUUCCUGUGGAUGGGCAUGACUGGAGCCAACGAAACGUGGCUCUACAUUUUAGCCGGCGUCGUAGCAGGUAUUGGAGCCUCUAUCCAGAUGGCUCAGUGCGAAAUCCUUCUAUCCCAAUAUUUUAGAUUGAAACUUCCCAUUUUAACGCAUUUGGGCCACGCUGUAGCAGCUCUGGGCUUCAUUUCAGCUCCGAUAAUUAUCGGACAUCAUAUUUUGGUACAGAGUGAAACUCAAGUAAUAUUGUGGUACCAAGCGAUUAUUUUACAGGGUUUAGUUUUGAAUUUGUUUUUGAGAAAACCGCUCUACCUUAAAUCGAAGCAUCGUGAUAGAUAUAAUUAUAUUACGACCAAUCCCGAUGAUGAAGAAGAUAUAUUUUCAAAAAACACACGAGAACUACAAAUAAGAGUCCAAAAUGGUAACGGCGUACAAAUACAAACCCAUGAACUAGCUACAAAUAGUGAUACAAGUACAGGUGCAGCGCAAGCGACAACUUCAAAUCAAGAACCGUCAGCCCUAAAAAAUGACAAAAAUUGGGUUCGUUUUGAAGAAGAUGAGGAUGAAGAAGAAACUACCAAAUAUGAAAAAGUACAACAGUGGGAUGAGAAAACCGAACAGGAAGAAGCAAAAACAAUAGAGGAUGCGACGACCAAGAAAACUGAUUCAAACCAAUGGGAAACGUUCGAGGACGACCUAGAGAGUCCAACAGGAAAAAACAGCACUCGUAAUUCGAGAAAUUUGCAUUUGGAAAUGUCUUUUGGUGAUGUCAAUGAGAGAAAUGAAAGGCCUUCGACAAGAACUAUCACUGGAUUCCCAAUUCCUUUAUUUUCGGAUACACCAGUGAACAAUAACAACACCUAUUCCUAUGAUGCUCUGGAGGCCCAACCAGAAACGCCUCAAGCACAUUCGGGCGUUUUCAUGCCGACAACAAUCGAAGCCAACCCGAUUUCAGCUUUCUCCAGAAGUUCCAUAGAGCUACUUCAGCAACCUACAUUUUACAAAUCUUUAUUAACCGUCAUGACCACCAAAUGGUCGUUGUUCGUUUUCUUUGGAUUGUAUCCAAGUUUUUUGUUCCAGGAAGUGAGCGACAUAAAAUUGAGACAUCUUUCAAAUUUGAUUGGCACCAUAUCUUUGGCCAGCUUGAUAUUUUCAGGCGCCGCUUUUUGGAUUAACAUAGAAAAAAGGUGGCGAGCUAAAAUUAUUUGGUUCUUGAGCUGGUUGGGGGCCUUAGGAUAUUUCAUGAUUUCGGACUAUUUUAGUGAAGGUGUUCUUCUAUUUGGUGCUGUCCAAAUUGUACUGAGUAUUGCUGCCUUACAGCACGUCGGUACUCCUUUGUUGGGUUUGACAGUUAAAGGAGAGGCGACCAAAGAGUACUCGUUAAUAUGUAUUUUGACUGGAUUCUCGUUUUUGUUUUUUGUUAUUUUAAAUGGCAGCUUUAAACAAAUCUUUCGACUGAUGGCGCUACUGAAGUUCUUCACGGGCAGCAUGUGGUUGGCCAAUUAUAUAUAUAAAAGAUUGCGAUAGAAAUUAAGUUUUAAACAAAUAAAUAAGAAAAUAGGCAUCAGUAUUCUACUUUCAUAUUUAUUGUAAAAGUAGUCAAUUUACCUUUUUGUUUUGAAAUUGUAUUUACUUGUUUAGUAUUAUCUUAAUGUGUAUUAAAAAUUU
This is a messenger RNA of Ceutorhynchus assimilis (cabbage seed weevil), 2207 nucleotides long. The record is from the annotation of a GenBank genome assembly. NCBI's taxonomy places the organism in Eukaryota, Metazoa, Arthropoda, Insecta, Coleoptera, Curculionidae.